AUGGAUAAGACCGUGGACCACCCGACUGCUAAGCAGAAUCCGACUAGCGGUGGAGGAACACGAGGGGGAGGAAAUUCCCGCUCGCAAAGGAGGAGUGAAGAGAAAAAGCUAAGGAAGCUGGAGAUGGAAAGGCAGAGUGUUGCCCCGGCGAAGAAUGCAAAACAACGCGCACAGCGGCAAAUGGGUAUGCACGGGGCUGUUAUCCGCAGUUCUCAGGGGAUUAUGUCGCCUUCACCAGCCGCCAUCGCCGGACUGGGCGUGAGUGGCCACGAAGGUUUCUUCAACUUCACUCCUCCUGAAAGCCAUCACUACUACUUCAUCUCCCUUCUUCUUCCCGAUCGAUUGACUCUUCAGUGCUUGACAAUGGCUGAUCCUCGCUCUCGAAUCGCCAGUCGACGCAGACCUAUCGCCAUGCCCAGCAUGGCUGACCAGCAAAGGGCAUCUCAGCUCUUUGCGCCCUGGACAACUUGGGAUUCUCUCAAUGUCUUUAUUUCUGGGCUUCCUAAGGAUAUCAACACUUUUACGAUCUGGCGGUCAUUCAAGAGCUACGGGACAAUUGAGUUUGUAGAGAUAUUUGAGAACGCAAAGGGAGCAAGGGAGGGUCGAGGCAAGAUCCGAUUUAGACCUCCACCACGGGAUGUUUUUUGCCCGAACCGGACGCAUAUUCUCGAGUUGGACAACGGCCAGAGCUGUGUUUUAGGAGUGAAUAUUGACCCAAAGCGGCCUUUGAAUCAGAUUCCAAGCCCUUUAUCUCCGCACAUACUAUAUCCGACGACGACGGAGCUGCCGAUAGGGAGACUUGAUUUUGGGACCUUGAUAGAGAAGGAUGUCAUGCUUUCUCUCAGGACUGUCGAUUCGAACCGGAUGGGCCAAAUUCGUUUCGUGGUAGACCUUUCUCGACGUGAGAUAAUAGUCUACUUCCAGUUGUCCCUGUUCGAUCCACGCCCUUUGUCCCGUGCUCCCCUAGUUUACAGCUACCGCUUCCGUAUCCCCUUCGUCCAUCUGUCACGUAUUUUACGGCCCAAGAGUGCAGGCAACCCGUCGCUAGUGAUUGUUUUGGACUCGCCGCCAAUCUACCAUCGGAAACUAAACGAUUUAACGGUUACCUUUUCCGAUACCGGAAGCACAUGGAGAGAAUUUGACUCCUGGUUUCGGCAAACUGAUAUCCCAUAUUCGCAACACGAAGCUGCUCAAGCUUCAUUGAGCUUGCGAAAGACAAACUCAUUGAUAAAUAUCGGACGGUGGACGACGUUUAGGUUAACAUUUGAUAACCUCAAUGCAACUACCGCUCAGAAGCUUGAGACCCUUCAGAAUAUAUGUAGGGACUUCAACGUUGAAGUUCAAGAUGCUCCAGAAUUUCAAGUCAACACGAAUUCCACAGUUUCUGUGGCGUGGAAAUGGAUCGACCCUCCAAACCACGGCUCCAAACGAACUACUUCGUUGCAGGAUUUGGCAGAGGAAGAUUAUAUACCCCUUCCAUAUUCUGUUAGAUACCAGCUGGAAGUUUGUCUGUCCCAUGGCCUUUUGAGCGAAUAUACCAUCGGCAAAGACUUCACAACUACCCUUGCGGCACUCGGUGAGACCAAUGCAAGAGAGUUACUGGAGCACGUAGCGGGCGAAAAGCUCGUGUACUAUGACCCAAUGAAAAUAUUUGACAUUUUAUUUGUCAAACCGGCCACAAGUCGUAGAAUUCCAAAAUACUGCUGCUACAUGAGAACAGCACGCGUGACACCAUCGACUGUGUACUUUAACACGCCUUCUGUCGAUAUAUCGAACCGCGUCAUCAGACAUUACAUUGAAUAUGCUGACCGCUUUCUCCGUGUUCGCUUCACCGACGAGAGGUUCGAAGGAAGAAUUAGCCCUAGCCAUAACAAUACCAUGGACGAGGUCUUUACCCGCAUCAAGCGUGCUAUGAUGAACGGCAUCACACUUGGCGACAGACAUUAUGAGUUCUUAGCAUUUGGUAAUUCCCAAUUCCGUGAACAUGGCGCCUACUUUUUCGCUUCCUUGCCUCAUCUUACGGCCUCGAAUAUCCGUGCAUGGAUGGGGCAUUUCAGCGAUAUCAAAGAGAUCGCUCGGCAUGCUGCCCGGUUAGGCCAGUGCUUUUCAACAACCCGAGCAGUGACUGGUUGUCCCGUGCAAAUUCGCGAGAUAGAAGACAUUGAAAGAAAUGGCCACACUUUCUCAGACGGCGUUGGUCGUAUCUCCAGAUUCCUGGCGCAGAUGAUCAUGACGGAAUUCAAGAUUAAAACCCCAUGCGGCGAACCUCCUUCCGUCUUUCAAUUUCGACUUGGAGGCUGCAAAGGUAUUUUGACUGUUUCCCCCGAAGCCCAACGUCGAGAAGUCCACAUUCGAAAGUCCCAAUACAAGUUUCCAGCCAUACAUAAUGGCCUUGAAGUGAUUCGGCAUUCACAUUUUUCAAUGGCAAGUCUAAACCGCCAACUUAUUGUUGUUUUGUCAGCCCUCGAAGUUCCCGAUGAGAUUUUCAUUGAAAAGCUCCGAGUUAUGCUCGAAAACCUUGAGUUAGCCAUGUCUAGCGAAGCUCAGGCAAUUCACCUGCUUCAUAAAUACGUCGACCCUAACCAAAUGACAUUGGUGCUCGCCGAGAUGGUUCAAGACGGUUUCCAAGCAUCGAAGGAACCUUUUGUCACCUCCUUGCUGGAGUUAUGGAGAGCAUGGCAAAUCAAAUACCUCAAGGAAAAGGCAAAAAUUAUUAUUGAGGAUGGCGCAUGUUUGUUUGGCUGUCUUGAUGAGACAGGGACGUUGAAGGGGUUUUUCAACGACAAAAUCCCUGCGGCGAACGCGUCUUAUGAAGAGAAACUGGAGUCUCUUCCAGAAGUUUUUGUUCAGAUAUCCCGCGCAGACAAUGGUGGAAAGUAUGAGGUGAUCGAGGGCCCAUGUAUCGUUGCCCGAAAUCCUUCGCUGCAUCCGGGUGAUAUCCGUGUUGUUAAGGCAGUCAAUGUCCCUGCCUUACACCAUCUUAAGGAUGUUGUCGUGUUUCCACAAACAGGAGACAAAGAUGUCCCAAGUAUGUGUUCAGGCGGCGACUUGGAUGGUGACGACUAUCUGAUCAUCUGGGAUCAAGACCUUCUCCCAAAGAACUGGUUUAGACAGCCAAUGGAUUAUGUGCCAUCGACAAAGGCCCACUGUCUAUCCCGCGACGUUACCGUUAACGACAUCACGUCUUUUUUUGUAACGUACAUGAAAAAUGACCGCCUUCCCCAAAUUGCGCUGGCUCAUCUCGCAUGGGCGGACUACCUGGAACGAGGUGUAAAUGAUCCAAAAUGUAUGCAGCUCGCGGAGCUGCACUCUGCCGCAGUGGACUAUAAUAAAACGGGAAUACCAGCAAAAAUGACCAAAGACUUGAUCCCCCGAAAAUGGCCGCACUUCAUGGAGAAAAAGCAUAAACCAAAGGAAGCCCAAUACAUUUCCCAAAAGAUCCUUGGUCAGCUUUACGACAGAUUGGAACGCGUCGAUUAUAGGCCUAAGCUUGAAGCUGACUUCGAUGAACGGAUCCUAAGCAGUGGGAUUGAAACCAGCGAUGACCUUUUAGCUAUGGCUACGGAGCUGAAAACGCUAUACGAUGCGGAUAUGCGUAGGAUCAUGGCGCAGCAUGAGAUUAACACGGAGUUUGAAGUAUGGUCGACAUUUGUCCUGAGUCAUGCGAAUAUGAGCAAGGACUAUAAAUUUCAUGAAGAAAUUGGCCAGAUUGCGUCUGCUUUACGGGAACGUUUCCGUGUUCUCUGCUUCGAAAAAGCAGGAGGCAAAGAUUUCGAGCAUCUAGCACCACUUGCUGUUGCCAUGUACAAAGUUACCUGCAACGAAAUGACGCAAGCGCUAGCGGCGAGCAAGGCUAGAUAUUCUGAUGAAACGGGCAUUCAGAGUGUGUCAAUAAAGCAUGAGGAGAAGCUACCAUUCAUCAGCUUUCCGUGGGUGCUACAACCAGUUCUUGGUAAAAUAGUCAAUCAGCACUAUGACCCUGCGUGCCUCGAGGAAGUGGGACUGUGGUCCGGUCAAGCUUCGUUCAAAAAACGUAGAGAUGCCGUCAACGAAAAUCUGGCCGGGGUCCGCGAUGUCGAGACAGCGGGCGGAGUUCAGCAUGCUGGAGAGGUUCUCGAGCUGUUUCAAGAUCCGAAUUACGAUCCUUGGAGUGGCCUCGGCGACGUAUUUGAUAAGCCGGAAGCAUUUAAAGAAGGGUUUGGAGACAACGUUGAGGUUCCUGCCAAAAAUAAAGACCCCAGCUCGGAGACGUCAAGCCAGUUGAUCGAUAUUGAGGAGGUGUUCUCCGCCCAAAGUUCCCCGGUUGACAGCUCGUUUAACUCAAUAUUGAAUUUGAUGGACAUUAUCGAUCAGUCAUCUGAUGGCAAAACAAAGUCGACGCCUGAGCCAUUGACGAAAGCGGACGCCGAUGAAAACGGGCAAGUCCCAGUCGAGAAAAGAUUGGUCGCCAGUCCUGUUUCUACUUGCGGAGAAAGCUUUGCCGAUGAGACUAGAGAUAUUAUUGAGCAAGAAGGUGAUAUCAAGCCAUCGGCACUCGAUCAACUGGAAGCUUUGCUCGGUAUGUAA
Molecule: messenger RNA, 4566 nt
Organism: Uncinocarpus reesii 1704
Lineage: Eukaryota; Fungi; Ascomycota; Eurotiomycetes; Onygenales; Onygenaceae
Exons: 6
Coding region: 1-4566 (1521 amino acids)
Biological process (GO): siRNA processing
Cellular component (GO): nuclear RNA-directed RNA polymerase complex
Molecular function (GO): RNA-directed RNA polymerase activity; nucleic acid binding
Source: RefSeq, a predicted model, not a curated record